Hibiscus syriacus is the source of this 849-nucleotide messenger RNA. Its product is annotated as 50S ribosomal protein L15, chloroplastic-like. The coding region runs from base 352 to 831 and encodes 159 amino acids. Gene Ontology annotation, biological process: translation. Gene Ontology annotation, molecular function: structural constituent of ribosome. Gene Ontology annotation, cellular component: cytosolic large ribosomal subunit; ribosome. The transcript is spliced from 4 exons. Lineage: Eukaryota; Viridiplantae; Streptophyta; Magnoliopsida; Malvales; Malvaceae. The record is from RefSeq and is a predicted model, not a curated record.
GAGAGAACACACCUCGUGACACUUUCAACCAUCAAAUUUCAUCCAUUUAGCAAAAGCAUCCACAAAAAUGGCAGCCAUGCUUCAAUUUCUCUUCACUCCAUUUUCAAGGGAAAUUCGAGGAAUUUAAGACCAAACCCACUUCACAUCAUCCCAAUCAGAACGGGGAAACAGCCGCAACCGUCAAGGUCUUUAGUUGUUGUGAACUAAGCGGCGAAAACCCAAGUUUCAGUUCCGGUUUCUAAUGUCCGGUUUCGAUUGGAUAACCUUGGACCUCAGCCAGGGUCGAGAAAGAAAGGAAAGCGAAAGGGGAGAGGUAUAUCGGCCGGACAAGCUGGCAGCUGUGGGUUUGGGAUGAGGGGUCAGAAAUCACGGUCUGGUCCGGGUGUUAGAAAAGGGUUCGAAGGUGGCCAAAUGUCGCUUUAUAGGCGUAUCCCCAAAUUGAGAGGCAUUGCUGGAGGUAUGCAUGCGGGAUUACCUAAAUACAUCCCGAUUAACUUGAAAGACAUAGAAACAGCGGAAUUUCAAGAGCAUGAUGAGGUAUCAUUGGAAACUUUGAAGGAGAAGGGUUUGAUCAACCCAUCAGGCAGAGAGAGGAAACUCCCUUUAAAGAUUCUCGGUGAUGGGGAGCUUAACGUUAAACUGAACUUCAAGGCCCGUGCCUUCUCAUCAUCUGCAAAAGAAAAGCUCGAGGCAGCUGGUUCCUCACUCACCGUGUUGCCUGGCCGGAAGAAGUGGGUUAAGCCAUCGGUUGCCAAGAACCUUGCAAGAGCUGAAGAGUACUUUGCCAAGAAGAGGGCAGCCGCCACGGAAACCGAGUCAACGUCUGCAUGAAGGGUAUGUAUUGAUUUG